This is a messenger RNA of Suillus subalutaceus, 325 nucleotides long. RefSeq lists its product as uncharacterized. The transcript has a single exon. The record is from RefSeq and is a predicted model, not a curated record. NCBI's taxonomy places the organism in Eukaryota, Fungi, Basidiomycota, Agaricomycetes, Boletales, Suillaceae. Bases 108 to 290 code for a protein of 60 amino acids.
AUAUAUCUGAUUACCUGUCAAAGGCAUUGCUUCUCUGUUUUAAGCUGCAGGAUUCCAGGAUCGCAGUAGUCUCUUCAACAGCUACAGCCACCCUGCGUCAAUUAGUCAUGUUUAUCUUUGAAAAAAUGGUCAGUGACGAGGAUUGUCAAGAGAGCAACCGCACUCCAGAACUGUCUGAGGCAACGCUUCUGGACGGUAGCACCAAAGCGUUAGGGCCUUGGGCCAAAGAUGCAUUCUCUGUCUUCGAAGAUUCUGUCUCAUCGCAAAUUCAGAGAAACCCAAUUUCUUGAAGCUCGACCACCUACAUAAGACCUUCGCCCUUGCC